GCAACCUGAGCUUAGUCCAAAACCGUGCAAGACCAAAACACCCCCUUUUAGUUUAAUUUAGUUGACCCAUCCAUCCGGCCUUCCAUUAUCUUCUUCUCUGAACACUUUUCUUCCCUCAUUUCACUUUCAAUCUUUCUCAUCAACCCACUCAAAAAUGUUUCUUUUAGGUAGCAAAUCACGUUAAUUAAAUUAAUCUAUUGAUAACUACAUUAUCAAUAUUAUAUUUAGUAAGUGAAAUCAAACUUCCCAGUACUUAAAUCUCUUCUUCAAAAAAACACCAAUCAUUCAUUCAUCCAGAAGAAAAGAAACAUUCACAACCGGAAAAGCCACGCCGGCCCGUCGGUAAAGCCAAAUGACCGAACUAACCCUGCAGUUCCCAUUUUGUUUGCUUACAUUUCUCCUCCUUGUGUUGCCCUUUUUUGUAAUUUCGGAAGUGCCGGAUUCCGAAUGGAAGGUUUUGCUCAACCUGAAACAACAAUGGGGUAAUCCAUCCUCACUCCAAGCUUGGAACAAUGCAUCCUCCCCCUGCGACUGGCCGGAGAUCGAUUGUUCAAGCGACAACAGCACCGUCACCGGCAUAAUUCUUGGAGACGCAAACAUCGCCGGAGAAAUCCCUCACUCCAUUUGUGAACUUAAGAACCUCAUUUUCCUUGAUCUUUCCUAUAACUACUUCCAACAGACCUUCCCAAAAGUUCUAUACAACUGCUCAAACCUCCAGCAUUUGAACCUUUCGCAAAACAUCUUCUUUGGGACAGUCCCGGAAGAUAUUGACCGGCUCAACCCACUUCAGGUCCUUGACAUCAGCGGCAAUAACUUCACCGGCGACAUCCCGCCGGCGAUCGGCAAUCUGACUAAGUUGACCACCUUGUUCCUCCACUUAAACCUGUUCAAUGGCACUUUUCCAGCAGAAAUCGGGCACUUGAGCAACCUGGAAACUCUGUCCUUGGCCUACAACUUCUUCAGCCCGUCGACAGCCGUGAUUCCGCCAGAGUUUGGAAAGCUGAGCAAGGUGAAAUUCAUGUGGAUGGCGAAAGCACAGUUGACCGGUCCAAUUCCUGAGAGUUUUAGCAAUCUUUCCAGCCUGGAGCAUUUGGAUUUGUCUCAGAAUCACAUGAACGGCACAAUUCCAGAUGGGCUACUGAAGUUAAAGAAUCUCAGCGUGAUUCUUCUGUAUAGAAAUUCGUUUACAGGGCCAAUUCCACAAGUGAUUGAGUCUUUGAAUCUGACUCAAAUCGAUCUUGGAAUGAACCAAUUGACCGGAAGCAUUCCAAAAGAUAUAGGGAACUUGCAGCAGCUGCAGAUUUUGCAUUUAUUCUCCAAUCAGCUAUCUGGAAAUGUUCCAGAAGGAAUUGCCCUGUUGCCAAAGUUGACAGAGUUUCGGGUUUUCGAAAACAGCUUGAAUGGAAAUUUGCCUCAGCAAUUCGGACUUAAUUCAAGGCUUGAAGCUUUUGAAGUUUCCAAUAAUCAGUUCAACGGAAGUUUACCUGAUAACUUGUGCGCCCAAGAAGCCUUGACCGGCCUGAUUGCUUUUUCCAAUCAUUUAUCGGGAAGAAUACCGGAAACGUUGGAGAGUUGUGACAGUUUAAGGACUAUUCAACUCUAUGACAAUGAAUUUUCAGGUGAUGUUCCAGCAAAGAUUUGGACGCUGUUGAACUUGAACACCUUGAUGCUGAGUCACAACUCAUUUUCGGGUCAUCUUCCGGCUAAUUUGGCCGGAAAUUUGACGAGGUUGGAAAUUGACGGGAAUAAAUUUUCCGGCCCAAUUCCGACGGAAAUAUCAUCCUGGUCAAGCAUGGUUGUGUUCAAGGCUAGCAAUAACAUGUUAUCCGGGCCGAUUCCGGUGCAGUUGACCAGCCUUUUUCUGCUUACAACUCUAAUGCUUGAUGGGAAUUCACUCACAGGUGGACUUCCAUCAGAAAUUUCGUCCUGGAAUUCUCUUUCUACCUUAAAUCUUUCCAGGAAUAGCCUCUCCGGUCCAAUUCCCGGUGCAAUCGGUUCUUUACCGGACCUGAUUGACCUUGACUUAUCACAGAAUCAACUUUCAGGUCCGAUACCACCGGAGUUAGGCCAUUUAAGGCUCACCACACUGAACUUAUCUUCUAACCUGCUGGAAGGAAAGAUUCCCAAUGAGUUCGAUAACAUGGCCUAUGAAACCAGUUUCUUGAACAAUUCAAAAAUUUGCGCCCAAAAUCUCCCUUCAACGAGUGUUCCAACUUGUUAUUCCAAGUCCAGUCAGAAAACCAACAUUUCCAAUAAAAUUCUAGCGGUAAUUCUUGUGAUCGUGAUUGCUAUAUUUGUCAUUACUGUUACAAUGAUCUUCUUCGUUGUUAGGGACUUGUGGAGGAAGAAACAGAGGAGAGAUCGCGCUACUUGGAAGUUAACCUCCUUUCAAAGACUGGAAUUCACAGAGGCCAAUAUAUUGACAAGUUUAACAGAAGGUAACAUAAUCGGAAGUGGCGGUUCAGGCAAAGUAUACAGAGUUCCGGUGAAUAGGCCCGGCGAGUAUAUUGCGGUUAAGAAGAUAUGGAGUAGUAAGAAGUUAGAUCAGAAGCAAGAGAACGAGUUCCUCUGUGAGGUUGAGAUUCUGGGCUCCAUUAGGCAUUCCAACAUAGUGAAGUUAUUGUGCUGUAUCGCGAGCGAGGAAUCGAAACUUCUGGUUUACGAGUACAUGGAGAACCAUAGCCUGGAUAGAUGGUUGCACAUGAAGAACAACAAAAAGGCCGCAAUCGGGCCACUCGCCUCCUCUGUUCGUAAGCUUGUUCUGAGUUGGCCAAACAGGCUUAAAAUCGCCAUUGGAGCGGCGCAAGGCCUUUCUUACAUGCACCAUGACUGUGAUCCUCCGAUACUCCACCGCGAUGUGAAGUCGAGUAAUAUCUUGUUGGAUGCGAACUUCAAUGCGAAAAUCGCUGAUUUCGGCCUGGCAAAGUUUUUAAUGAAGAAAGGCGAACCGAAUACUAUGUCUACUGUUGCCGGGUCAUUUGGAUACAUUGCCCCUGAGUAUGCUUAUACUUCAAAGGUAAAUGAGAAGACAGAUGUCUACAGUUUUGGAGUUGUCUUGUUAGAACUCGUGACCGGACGCGUACCUAAUUUCCGUUUGGAUGAUAACACAAGCCUCGCUGAAUGGGCAUGGAGGCACUACAGUGAAGGGAAACCUAUUGAAAACGCCUUAGAUGAGGAUGUCAAGGAACAAUGUCAUUUGGAAUCCAUGAUGACGGUAUUUAGAUUAGGGCUAAUAUGCACCAAUUCGAUACCUAAAGGAAGACCUUCAAUGAAAGAGGUUCUUCAACUUCUUCAGUGCUGUAAAUCCGCUGGAGAGGACGGAGAAAAGAAGGUAGAAUAUGAAAUUACGCCUUUGCUCGGAAGUUCCAAGUACCUCUCGAGUUAUAAGCGACACUCGAAAAAGGUCGCCGAUGAAGGAAACGGCGAUGACAGCUGCAUGUCUAUAGUUUGAACAAAUCAGAUCAUUUGUCCACUUAUCAUGUAUCAUUUUGUAAUUACAUUAGAAUUACGUCACUAAUAACACUUGCAAGUUUUGAAUUACAUCCAUUAAUUCUUGCAUGCGCUAUACAUAUCAAAAUGGCGCACAUAGAAAUUAGGAUAGAGAAUCCCAAUUGUACUUUGAGAAUCUGACACUUGGGACCCAACUUUCGUAAGGAUGAUAGAAAAAGUUUUAUUAAACUAACAAAUUUGUAUAAUUGACUGAUGUCGAUCGAAA
Molecule: messenger RNA, 3715 nt
Organism: Oldenlandia corymbosa var. corymbosa
Lineage: Eukaryota; Viridiplantae; Streptophyta; Magnoliopsida; Gentianales; Rubiaceae
Source: the annotation of a GenBank genome assembly